AUGUCCUCCGCGACGAACGCGACGGGCUCGAAGCGAAAGGAGAGGGGCUACGAGGCCGAAGGAGGGGGCGGCGACGAGACGUGCAUCAACGUGUUCGUGCGGUGUAGGGGUCGGAACGAGAGGGAGGUGAGGGAGAACAGCAACGUCGUUUUGAAGACGGAGGGGGUGAAGGGAAAGCUUGUGGAGCUUUUGAUGGGGCCGAAUGCGUUGAGUAAUAAGACGUAUAAUUUCGAUGGGGUGUUCUCGCCGGCCGCGGGUCAGAGUAUCAUUUUUGAUGAGGUGGUGAAGCCGAUUCUCGACGAGAUGUUGGCGGGAUACAAUUGUACGAUUUUUGCCUAUGGCCAGACCGGUACUGGCAAGACCUACACGAUGUCCGGAGACAUGUCCGAGACGCUCGGUAUACUCUCCGACUCAGCAGGUAUCAUCCCAAGGGUACUACGGAGCCUGUUCAACAAACUGCAAGUCGAUGGCGGAGAGAACUGCGUCAAGGUCUCGUUCAUCGAACUAUACAACGAAGAGCUUCGCGAUCUCAUCUCGGUCGAGGAAUCCGCCAAACUCAAGAUCUACGACGACACAUCCAGAAAGGGCCACGUCGUCACCGUUGUGCAGGGAAUGGAGGAAACACACAUCAACUCGGCUUCCGAGGGCAUCAAGGUUCUUCAAGAAGGAAGUUUGAAGCGCCAGGUGGCCGCGACCAAGUGCAACGAUCUCAGUAGCAGAAGUCAUACUGUCUUUACGAUUACCGCCUACGUUCGCAUCAAGGGGGAAGAUGGCAGCGAGGAGCUCGUGAGCGCCGGCAAACUUAAUCUCGUUGAUCUGGCGGGCAGUGAAAAUAUCCAGAGGUCUGGUGCGGAAAAUAAGCGGGCUGCCGAGGCGGGUUUGAUCAACAAGAGUUUGCUCACUCUUGGAAGGGUGAUUAAUGCGCUCGUUGACCGGAGUCCGCAUAUCCCCUACCGUGAGUCGAAGUUGACGCGUCUUUUGCAAGACUCGCUCGGUGGGCGCACAAAGACGUGCAUUAUUGCUACUGUGUCUCCGGCCAAGAGUAACCUCGAGGAGACCAUCUCGACGCUAGACUACGCCUUCCGAGCCAAGAAUAUCCGCAACCGGCCUCAGAUCAACCAGCCGAUCAACAAGAAGGCUCUCCUCCGAGAUUUCGCGAACGAGAUUGAGAAGCUCAAGACGGAGCUCAUCUGCCAUCGACAGCGGAAUGGAGUGUACCUCUCGAACGAGGCGUACGAAGACAUGACUGCCGUGAGCGAGUCGCGCCGCAUCGUGCUCGAGGAGCAGGCGGCCAAGAUGGAGACGCUCGAGACGAAUCUGCGAAAUAAGGUCCAGGAGCUCCUGAACCUCACAGCCACGUUUAUGGGUCUCGAGAAGGAUCACGAGGUUAUCAAGGCACAGCUCGACGAUACCAAGGAGGUGCUGGACCAGACGGAGCUCAUCCUUGCUGCGACUUGCAAGUCACUCGCCGAGGAGACGCACCUUCGCAGGGCGCAUCAGCACACCGAAGAGAAGCUGGCCGAGGUCGGUGGAAAACUCCUGACCACGCUCGAAAAGACCGUCGGGGAUGUUGAUGGUCUGCGCGCCAAGAAUAAGCGCAAGUCGGACCUCCAGGCACUGAAUCGGAGUACUUGGGCUGCUGCCCAGGAGCACGUCGAGGAUGUCACUUCUAUGGUUGAGGGCCGUGUGCUUGAGCUGCGGAAUGAGCAGGAGCAGCAUAUCACGAAUGUCUCGAAGCGGAUGAGGGGCUUUGUUGACGAGGAACUUGGAGAGCUCACAACAACGCUAGGGUUUCUUGAAAAGCAACUGGCGACGUUUACCGAGUCCAAGAGGGGCCUGCUUGAGCGCGGGACGAGGUCGAAAGAUGAGAUGGAUGAGGUCUUGGAGGAGAUUAAAGUGGUGAGAGACGCGGUGAAGGAGAGGGUCGGAGACAGCUUGCAAGCGAUAUCCAGUGCCGCUGAGAGGAUCUCGGCGGAUGUGCUCAGCGAGCUUGACACGUUCCACAAUCAGCUACACACUUCCUACAGCACUCUCGGCAAGGAGUUCAAGUCCAUCUUUGAGGAGAUGCUGCGACACCUCUCUUCCCAGAGGAGUGAGGCCGAUAGGCUCAGGCGCCAGCUCCAGGGCGCCACCAGCACCAUGAUGGAGCAAAACGCCCUGCUCACGAACCGUAUACAAGAAGUCAUCGACGAAGAGCGGCAGCAGGCAGCCGAGGAUAGACGGAAUCUCUUGGCGCAGAUAGGAGCACUCAUCGAGGCUCAGGCCGAGACGCAGGAGUCGAGGCUCGCGGAGAAAGCAGAGUUGUUGAAGAAGGGCCUCUUGGAUGCCAACUCGACACUUGGGGGAAGCGUCGACCGGUACGGAGAGUCGAUGGACACGUGGGAUAAGAAGGAGGGCCAGCUUCUUGAGGAUAUCAGGUCAUCUAGGGAUUCGCUUAAGACGAGACUCAAGGAUGACUGGAACGUCGCAAAUGAGCACAGCUCCUCUAUCCAGGCUACUACAAAGUCAGUCCAUGCCGAAACGGUUCGCAUCGUCGAUGCUCAAAUCUCCGAUCUCGGGGUCCAGAUGCAAGCCCUCGACGACUCCGUUAGCCGCGCCCGAAGCGAGAACGCCCAGCACCAUGAUGCGCAAAUCGAGGCCGUGCAAAGCGUAUCAGCAACGGUCGAGCAAUCAUACGAGAGCAUCGGAGCACACUUCAAGACCAAUCUCGAGCGCGUGAAGGUGAUCGGCAGCGAGAUGGAAUCCGACACCAAGCUGGUGCGCCAGGCUCUCGAGCCCCUGGAGGAGGAGGUUUGCCUGCCGCUCGCCGAGCUCCGCGAGGAGAUUGGCGGCGCCGUGCUUAGGGAGUAUGUCCCCACGGGCGAAACUCCCGAGAAGGUGCAGUACAGGUAUCCCAGGGAGUUGCCGCAGACGGAGAGCCACGAGGUGCUUCUUGCGAGGAUGGAAGAUGAGCCCAUCCCCACGCCGACGAAGGAGAGGAGGACGGAGACUCUAGUGUUUUCGGAUAACGAAGAGAUGGGACCGCCUCCCAGCAUCCCGUCCCUUUCUCCGCCGCAGCUGGCUAGAAUCCCGACUCUAGCGGCGUCGACGAGCAUCAUCCCCUCCUCCCGGAAUAACGGCGCGGCUCAAGAGGACAAGAACCCCAUGAGCAUGAGCCUGCGGGAAAUCAACCCCAACUUGACGAGCAGUUUCGUGUUCGACCCGAAAGCUAGUACCAUGUCGUUGCCGAGCGAGAACUUGACUCUGCCAUUGUUAAAAAGGAGUACGAGGGGGAAGGGGAGGAAGAAGCAGGCUACGACGGACGAGAGCAAGGAGAAUGUGACGGUUGGGCUUGAGAUGCCUAGGAGGAAGAGUCCUCGGCUGAAUUAG
This is a messenger RNA of Scedosporium apiospermum, 3369 nucleotides long. RefSeq names its product Kinesin-like protein bimC. Gene Ontology annotation, molecular function: plus-end-directed microtubule motor activity; ATP binding; microtubule binding. The transcript has 4 exons. The record is from RefSeq and is a predicted model, not a curated record. Gene Ontology annotation, cellular component: nucleus; spindle microtubule. Gene Ontology annotation, biological process: mitotic spindle assembly; microtubule-based movement. Bases 1 to 3369 code for a protein of 1122 amino acids. NCBI's taxonomy places the organism in Eukaryota, Fungi, Ascomycota, Sordariomycetes, Microascales, Microascaceae.